Messenger RNA from Olea europaea var. sylvestris, 690 nucleotides. RefSeq lists its product as uncharacterized. The coding region runs from base 1 to 690 and encodes 229 amino acids. The transcript has 2 exons. The record is from RefSeq and is a predicted model, not a curated record. NCBI's taxonomy places the organism in Eukaryota, Viridiplantae, Streptophyta, Magnoliopsida, Lamiales, Oleaceae.
AUGGCAACCAUCAAACUCAUGAAUCAAGUUCUGGUUAGUUUGGAUCGUUUUGACGGGACUAACUUCACACGGUGGCAAGACAAGUUGAAAUUCCUCCUGACGGCAUUGAAGGUUUUUUAUAUCCUUGAUCCAGAUUUGGCACCUUUGCCGAAACCAACGAAUGGAGAAUCCAAAGCAAUCAUGACCGAGAGACAAAAGCGCCAAGAAAAUGAAUUGAUUUGCCAUGGCCACAUCUUGAAUGCAUUGUCAGAUCGUUUGUAUGAUCUAUACACCAAUACAACUACAGCGAAAGAAAUCUGGGAAGCAUUGGAAAGUAAGUACAAGGCGGAAGAAGAAGAAAAUAUCCCUCUUCUUCCCCAAGUGCAUGAGUUGCAAGUGAUUGUCAACAAAUUAAAGGCGGUGAAAAUUGAUAUACCAGAGACCUUUCAAGCGAGGGCUAUAAUUGCCAAACUUCCCGGAACUUGGAAAGGAUGCCGGAAGAAGAUCAUGCAUAGUUUCGAAGAUUAUUCUUUGGAACAAUUACAAAAGCAUCUUCGAAUCGAAGAGGAGUCGAGAAUACGUGAUAAAACUAAAAAUUCUCAUGAGGGCUCUUCUAAAGCAAAUGCUGUGGAAAAAAUAGAACCGCUGGCAAAAUCCAACAAAAGAAAGCCUUCUAGGAACUUUAACAAGUCCAAGAAGAAGACAAAAUGA